GCAUUUAGUAUAUGUAUGAUCUUCGUCUGCUCUCCUCUUAGGGCAAGUGCAAGGAAUGGCAAAAAGAGUAAAGCUUUAAAGCAGCAGCCCUCUCCCUCUUCCUCCGAUGACGAAGACGAUUAUAAGAAAGCUCUCGCCGGCCCGCGGCGGCAGGCCACGGUCAACGUCAGCUACAAAGAGGACGAGGAACUGAAGACCGAUUCAGAUGACCUGGUGGAGGUGUGUGGAGAGGACGUCCCACCACCAGAAGAGGAUGAGUUUGAGACACUAGAGAGGGUGAUGGAGAUGAGGAUAGGGCGGAAAGGAGCGACGGGAGCAGUAACAACAGUUUACGCUGUGGAGGCAGACGGCGACCCCAACGCCACCUUUGACCCCAACAGACAGUCAGGAGACGUGCAAUACUUGAUCAAAUGGAAGAACUGGUCCCACAUUCACAACACCUGGGAGACGGAGGAAACCCUCAAACAACAGAACGUGAAGGGCAUGAAGAAACUGGACAACUUCAAGAAAAAAGAGCAAGAUAAGAAGAAAUGGCUGAAAACGGCUUCACCUGAAGAUGUGGAAUACCUCAACUGUCAGCAGGAACUGAUGGACGACCUGCAUUCACAAUACCAACUUGUAGAGCGAAUCAUCGGUGAGGAAGCUCUCAGCUCUCCGGAUUUUGAGGAAACGCACACAGUGUUUGUUUAUUUCUGCUGUGGUCUUAAACUUGCAGGACAUUCAAAUCAGAAGUCGGCCGCCGGUUAUCCAGAUUACCUGUGUAAAUGGCAGGGCCUGCCGUACUUCGAGUGCAGCUGGGAGGAUGGAGCGCUCAUCGGCAGAAAGUUUCAGAAGUGCAUUAAUGAGUACAUGAGCCGAAACCAGUGUAAAACCAUCCCAUCCAGAGAAUGCAAGGUUUUAAAACAGAGACCUCGGUUUGUGCCCAUGAAGAAACAGCCUCACUAUAUCGGUGGAGAAGGUCUGGAGCUGCGGGAUUAUCAGCUGGACAGUCUGAACUGGAUGGCCCAUUCCUGGUGCAAAGGGAACAGUUGUAUCCUAGCAGAUGAAAUGGGUUUGGGUAAAACCAUCCAAACCAUCAGUUUCCUGAAUUACCUGUUUAAUGAGCAUCAGCUGUACGGACCCUUCCUGUUGGUGGUGCCGCUGUCCACGCUUACAUCCUGGCAGAGAGAGAUCCAGCUCUGGGCUCCACAGAUGAACGUUGUCGUCUACCUGGGAGACAUCAACAGCAGAAACAUGAUCCGGACACAUGAAUGGAUGCAUCUGCAGACCAAACGCUUAAAGUUGAACAUCCUUCUUACUACUUAUGAAAUUCUGCUCAAAGAUAAGUCAUUUUUAGGGAACGUGAGCUGGGCGUUCAUUGGUGUAGAUGAAGCCCAUAGGCUGAAGAACGACGACUCGCUUCUCUAUAAGACCAUGAUGGAGUUCAAGUCUAACCACAGACUGCUGAUCACAGGCACACCUCUGCAGAACUCCCUCAAAGAGCUCUGGUCUCUACUGCAUUUCAUCAUGCCCGACAAGUUUCACUCGUGGGAGAUGUUUGAAGAGGAACAUGGGAAAGGCAGAGACUCGGGCUACACCAGCCUUCAUAAAGAGCUGGAGCCUUUUCUGCUGCGUAGAGUCAAGAAGGACGUGGAGAAAUCUCUGCCUGCCAAGGUGGAGCAGAUCCUCAGGGUGGAGAUGAGCGCCAUUCAGAAACAAUACUACAAGUGGAUAUUGACGCGGAACUAUAAAGCCCUGAGUAAAGGCACUAAGGGAAGCACAUCGGGCUUUCUGAACAUCAUGAUGGAGCUGAAGAAAUGCUGUAACCACUGCUACCUCAUCAAACCCCCCGAAGAAAACGAGUUCUACAACAGACAAGAGGGACUACAGCACCUGAUUCGCAGCAGUGGGAAACUGGUGCUUUUGGAUAAACUGCUGGUUCGGCUGAAGGAACGAGGUCACCGCGUGCUCAUCUUCUCUCAGAUGGUCCGGAUGCUGGACAUCCUGGCCGAGUAUCUGAAGUCCAGGCAGUUCUUAUUUCAGAGACUGGACGGUUCUAUAAAGGGUGAGAUGAGGAAGCAGGCGCUGGAUCAUUUUAACGCCGAAGGUUCAGAGGACUUCUGCUUCCUGUUGUCCACACGAGCGGGCGGUCUGGGCAUUAAUCUGGCUUCUGCGGAUACAGUGGUCAUUUUCGACUCGGACUGGAACCCUCAGAAUGACCUACAGGCCCAGGCCAGAGCUCACAGGAUCGGACAGAAGAAACAGGUGAAUAUAUACCGUCUGGUGACAAAGGGCUCAGUUGAGGAGGAGAUUAUUGAGAGAGCCAAGAAGAAAAUGGUAUUAGAUCAUCUGGUGAUUCAGAGGAUGGACACUACAGGGAAGACAGUUCUUGACACGGGUGCCGCUCCUUCCAGUUCCACUCCGUUCAACAAGGAGGAGCUGUCUGCUAUCCUGAAGUUUGGUGCAGAAGAGCUCUUUAAAGAGCAGGAGGGAGAAGAGCAGGAACCUCAGGAGAUGGAUAUCGAUGAGAUCCUGAAGAGAGCAGAGACCAGAGAGAAUGAUCCUGGACCAUCAACUGUAGGAGAAGAACUCCUUUCACAGUUUAAGGUGGCCAACUUCUCCAUGAUGGACGAUGAGGAAAUCGACAUGGACACUGAUAGAAACAAUAAGAACUGGGAUACAAUUAUCCCCGAGGAGCAGCGGAGGAGAAUGGAGGAGGAGGAGCGACAGAAGGAGCUGGCAGAGAUCUAUUUACUGCCCCGCAUGAGGAAAUGUGCUAAACAGAUCAGCUUUAAUGGAAAUGAGGGCAGACGCAGCCGGAACAGGCGAUACUCGAUUUCAGACAGUGACUCUACCUCAGAAAGAAAGCGGCCCAAGAAACGAGGAAGACCUCGAACCAUUCCACGAGAGAACAUUAAAGGCUUUACUGAUGCCGAGAUACGCAGGUUUAUCAAAAGCUACAAGAAGUUUGGUGGUCCUUUAGAAAGACUGGAUGCUAUCGCUCGUGAUGCUGAGCUGGUGGAUAAAUCCGAGCAUGAUCUUCGGCGGCUGGCUGAGACUGUUCACAACGGCUGUGUGAGGACGCUGAAGGAGAAUCCCUGUGGACCUGAGAGAACCUCGGGAGGCAGGAGAGGGAAGGUGAAAGGACCCACCUUCAGGAUCUCAGGGGUUCAGGUCAAUGCCAAACUGGUGAUCUCUCACGAGGAGGAGCUGGCACCUCUACACAAGGCCAUACCUGCUGACCCUGAAGAGAGAAAGAGGUAUAUAAUCCCGUGUCAUGCAAAGGCAGCUCAUUUUGACAUCGAGUGGGUAAAAGAGGACGACUCCAGUCUGCUCAUCGGCAUCUAUGAGUACGGUUAUGGCAGCUGGGAAAUGAUCAAGAUGGACCCGGAUCUCAACCUCACCCACAAGCUCCUUCCAGAUGAUCCUGAUAAGAAACCCCAGGCCAAACAGCUACAGACACGAGCUGACUACCUCAUCAAGUUAUUAAGCAAAGACCUGGCCAAGAAAGAAGCCCAGAAACAGUCUGGCACGGCAAACUCGCGGAAGAGGAAGCCACGGGGGAAGAAAAAUAAAGCCGUGAAACCGAAGGUCGAUGAGGUGAUGAACAGUCUGUCCUCAGCUCCUCCGUCAGAUAAGAGCUCUGAAGAUGAGGAUGACAAAGACGAAGAGGAAAAGGAACCCGCUGUGGUGAAAGCGCCUAACAGGAGAGGAGGCGUCACAGAGCGAACGGUUAAGGACGAGGAGGAGGAGGAGGAAGAGGAAGAAGAAGAAGAAGAAGAGUCGUCUGAGGAAGAGGAGCCCGAGAUUAAAGAGCAGGAGGAGGAGAUAAAGAAGGUGGUGAAAAAAGAGAAGAAAGAGGAGGGCCGGGACAGCAAAGAACGAGAACCAAAAGAGAAGGAAAUCAAGCCAGAUCCCGUUCACAAAGAGGAAGAGUCUCCCACAGAGAAGGCUGUCGAUGUGAAAGCAGAAGUGCGGGAGAAGGCGGCAGACACACCUGUGCCCGUCUCUGCAGGAGGAGAGAAUAUUCCAGCAUCUGAGGAGUCUGAAGAACUGGACCAGAAGACCUUCAGCGUGUGUAAGGAACGCAUGAGGCCGGUGAAGGCAGCACUGAAGCAGUUGGAUCGUCCAGAGAAGGGCCUGUCUGAGCGAGAGCAGCUGGAACAUACACGCCAGUGCCUGAUCAAAAUCGGAGAUCACAUCACCGAGUGUCUCCGAGAAUACACCAACCCUGAACAGAUCAAACAGUGGAGGAAAAAUCUUUGGAUAUUUGUUUCCAAAUUUACAGAAUUCGAUGCAAGAAAACUGCAUAAACUCUAUAAGCACGCCAUCAAGAAGAGACAAGAAAAUGCUCAGACAUUGGAACAGAACACUAGCACUGUAAAUACACAAAGCGCUAAACAUUCAGAUACGGAGCGGAUAAAGGAGUCGCAGCAGGACGACAGCAGCAGAGACAGCAGCAGCUCUGACAGACAUCACUCAUCUCGCUACCACGAACACGGCAAAGAUCGUCACCCAUCCGACUCGUACAGGAAGAGUGCAGACUCCCGGAAGAGACCGUACCCCUCCUUCAGCAACGGCAAAGACCACCGAGAGCGAGACUGAGACCACUACAGAGAGAGAGAUCGACAGGACAGCAGAUAUUACAGCGACGGCAAGCACAGGAAGGUAGACGAUCAUUUCUCCAGCAGAGACCACCGGUCGGACGGCAGUUCAAAGGAAUCGAGGGCUCACUCGGAACACCGUUCUCACUCCGAGCACCGCUCCGGCUCGGACUACACUCACCACAAAUCGUCACGGGAGUACCGCUACCAUUCGGACUGGCAGAUAGACCACCGGGUUUCGGGCAGCGGCCAGCGCUCUCCACGGGAGCAGCGCUCGCCGUAUGACUCUCGCUCGCCCUUUGAGUACUCAUCCGAUCACAGAAGCACACCGGAACGGGUCUGGAGCAGCCGCAAGACAUAACACUCUCUUCUACUUCAUCUCCUCCAAUCAGCCAUAGACACAAACACACACAGGAAAUGCCUUAGGGGACUGUCGGGGUUCAGGGAGCACAGCUCUGGCCUCACCUGGGAGGAAACAUAAAUCCGCUUAUUUUUGUAUUUAAGAAUCUGCUGCAUCCUUCGCAGCUGCCGCAGAGUAAUUUUUUUAAAUCGUUAUUUUUAUAAAUUGACUUUCCUGUUUUUCUUUGUUUGUUUGUUUUUUAACUUGAGAAGAGACAAAUCCAUGUUUCACCGGCACUGAUCCAGACACGUAACGCGGCUCAUGAAAGGAUGCUAAAUACGCUAGUCUUUAUCAUGCUAGAGGGUGUUCCGAAGGACUGGGGUUUACCUUCCAAAGUACCUCGUUUACAGUGUUUAGUGACCACCUUGCCAAUUUUGAUCAUUCAUGUUUGAAUUAUUAUUUAAAAAUCUGUUUUGGCUGUAAAAUAAUCUGGGCUUUUUCGUGUACGUCCGAUCAUGUCGCUUUCUCACGUUGUACUACUGUAAAUUAUUGUAAAGUAAAUCAAAUGUGGGCUUUUCUCAGGCUGGUGUAGUUACCCGACCCUCAACUUUCUCCCCAUCAACUCAGGCUAUUUUCUCGAUCGUGUUGAUUUUUAGACAUUGUGAGAAAAAUCCAACUAGGUCUGAAUAUAUUCCAUGUGUGUAUUCUGUAUGAUCGUUUUUCUUUGGAUUCUCUUUUUUUUUUUGUCGUUUACUCCUAAUUUGUGCGGUAGGCCUCAUCGAAUUCCUGCACCCUGAUGAGACAACGAGAUGAAAAGGACAUGAGAGGGUUAAUAGUAUCCAGAGACACGUGUGAGGUCUCACUGGAACAUGCUCAUCAUCAUCUUUCCUCUUGUUUUCUAGAACUGUUGGCAAUAAUGUAAUAUUUUCUAUGCAGCCCAAAUGUAUUUGUGGUGACCGGCCCGAGUCAGAAUGCUGUUACAGGAAACACUGAUGUAUAUAGAACUCUAUAUUUCAAAUCCAAAUUUACACUGAAAAUGCAUGGAUUUUUAGAGUAAUUGUUUUAUAUAAUUGUUUAUGAAGUCAUUAAACUCAAAUCACUGUUUUCACCUGCAAUCCGACUUAGUUUAAAAUAGUGUUGGGAACACAUUUGAUUUGCUUGAUUUGGUUUAUUUUUGAUGAUCCAGAUGAUAAAAGUCUAGAACCUUCAGUGGAUUUUAUUCUGUCCGGUUUUUUUAGUACAAUCUUGUGUCAGGUCAAAAUGCUGAGCGAUGCCACACGAUCACAGAUGAAUUGGAGAUUUGGUCGUUGCAUGUCACCGGUUAUGCAUUC
This is a messenger RNA of Triplophysa rosa, 6254 nucleotides long. Its product is annotated as chromodomain-helicase-DNA-binding protein 1-like. Gene Ontology annotation, biological process: nucleosome organization; regulation of transcription by RNA polymerase II. Gene Ontology annotation, molecular function: ATP hydrolysis activity; histone binding; chromatin binding. The transcript has 30 exons. Lineage: Eukaryota; Metazoa; Chordata; Actinopteri; Cypriniformes; Nemacheilidae. Gene Ontology annotation, cellular component: chromatin; nucleus. The coding region runs from base 16 to 4584 and encodes 1522 amino acids. The record is from RefSeq and is a predicted model, not a curated record.